This is a messenger RNA of Drosophila kikkawai, 2187 nucleotides long. The record is from RefSeq and is a predicted model, not a curated record. NCBI's taxonomy places the organism in Eukaryota, Metazoa, Arthropoda, Insecta, Diptera, Drosophilidae.
AUGAGAGAUAAGCUCAAUCUGGCAAAAACUCAUUGCGUUCUCGGAAAUGCAUUCGCCUUCCACGCCGGCAAUACCUUCAAGUCGAUUAAAAUUGAGGAUCGACCAAUCGGGGAGUGGUUAGACAUUUUGCCGCUUUGUGGAUCCUCCAUCACUGGAUUAGAAAUCGAAGACGAAGAGGAUAACGUGAUUGUGGCCAAGUUGGCCUCUACGCACUGUCCCAACGUGGAGAAGAUUCGCUUUCACGUUCACAGCAGUUCCUUAAAUCAAUUCAACUCGCUGCUUUUACCUUUACAAAAUUUGUUUUACAUCGAAAUUUGGAAAUAUUCUCAAAAUUUUUGUGUGGUGGAUACGUUGCUGCAAAUGCCCAAUCUAAAACACUUGACGUUAUUCACGUUCAACUAUCGCGAUAUGGAAAGAGUUGGAGAACUUACGAAUCUGACGAAAUUGAAUUUGUGUAACGAAGGAUUACCCAUUGAUAUCUGCAAAUGUUACUCGCCACUGAAGAACAUUAAUAGCUUGGAGUUAGAAGACGUUGUUUUCCGUAUGCCCAAAGAUCUAGGUGGCGAAACAUUGUGGCCGAAAAUUGAAAUACUCAAAGUUACCAUUCGGAUCUUCGACAUGCCGCUCCCUUACUUUCCGACUCUAAAACAUUUGUCCAUUGAAAUAAAUAACAGCAAGAAAAGCCUUUCCGAUGUAUUUGGAGAAUCGGUCUUCAGUUAUGGCAAAACCUUAGAGUCGCUGAGUUAUUGUAAAACUUUCCCUAAUAGUAUCGAUGAUGAUGACAUCGGGAUAUUAAUAAAGCUAAAGGCUCUUAAGAAACUCGAGUUGCGGGUGAAAAGCGAUAAUUGUUUGCACGAUAUAUGCCAAUUGGAGAACCUGGAGGAGUUGAACUUGGCACGUUCAAGAAUCACUAACGGUGGAGUCAUUGAGGUAAUCAAAAGGAGCACAAAACUGCGACAACUAAACAUUUGCGAAUGCGUCGGGGUUAACAGCGAUAUGGUCGAGGAAGCUGUAGCUGCUCUACAGGAUUGCCCCCGUAGGUCGGAUAAGCCAUUUUUACUCCAAGUUAGUCCUAGCUUUGGAGAUGUCGAUAAGGAAAUCGAAAUUGGAGAUCGACCAAUAGAGGAUUGGUCUGGUAUUUUGUCGCUGUGUGGAUCCUCUGUUACUAGCAUCAGAGCCGAAUAUAUCAGGAAUUCAUUGUCUGCGGCCAAGUUGGCCUCCAUGCACUGCCCCAACCUGGAGAAGUUUAGCUUUCCCUUUCUCAGCAGUUCUUGGAAUCAAUUCCAGUCGCUGCUUUUGACUCUUCAAAAUCUGUCUUGCAUAGAAAUUUGGAACUGUUCUGAGAAUGUUAGUGUAGUUGAUGCGCUGCUGCAAAUGCCAAAGCUGAAACACUUGAAGUUAUCCGGCAACUAUCACGAUUUGGAAAGACUUGGAGAACUUUCGAAUCUGACGAAAUUGAAUUUGUCUAACCAUGGAGAACCCAUUGAUAUCUUCAAAGUUUGCUCUCCACUGAAGAACAUUAUUAGCUUGGAGUUGGAAAACUUUGUUUUCCGUAUGCCCAAAGACCUAGGUGGCGAAACAUUGUGGCCGAAAAUUGAAUUACUUAAAGCUAACUAUGGGUACUUCCACACGCCGCUGCCUUACCUGCCGACAUUAAAAAAUUUGACCAUUGAAAAAAUGGAUAACUAUGACAGGAAUAGCCUUUACUAUGUAUUGGGAGAAUCGGUCUUUAGUUAUGGCAAAACCUUGGAGUCAAUGAGUUAUUAUCGCUAUUUUACUAUCAAAGAUUAUGAAAUCGAAAUAAUAAUGAAGCUUAAGGCUCUUAAGAAACUCGAGUUCAAGGUGGGAAGCGAUGAUUGUUUGCAAAAUAUAUGCAAAUUGGAGAACCUGGAGGAGUUGAACUUGGCAAGUUCGGAAAUAACUAACAGUGGAGUCAUUGAGGUGAUCAAUAGGAGCAAAAAAUUGCGACAUCUUAACAUUUGCGAAUGCGUCAAGGUUAACAGCGAUAUGCUCAAGGAAGCUGUAGCUGCUCUACAGCAUUUCCCCCGUAAGUCGAAUAAGCCAUUUGUACUCUGUGUUAGUCCUAGCUUUGGAGAUGUCGAUAAGAAUUUUCCGGUUAAGAAACCCAGAUCAUUAGCUCUGCACUCUGAAAAUGGUGGAGCCAGCCAAGUGGCAGAGGCGAGAUAA